GAGUGCGAGGUUAUGGUGUUGCAGUCUAGCGAGAAGGUGAGAGGACAUCAGUGCAUAAAGAGUAGCUAGCAACUUUUUUUUCGCAGUAUCCGCUUGAAUACAGAGCAAGCUAUAAUUUUAAAAGAAGAGUCUGUAUAGUUCGCCGUCUCUCUGAAGAACUAUUCUCGUUGAGAAUGGCUCCAACGAUUCAAACUCAAGCGCAACGGGAGGACGGGCAUCGGAGCUCUUCGCACAGAACUGUGCCUGAGAGGUCCGGUGUGGUCUGUCGUGUCAAGUACUGCAACAGCCUCCCUGAUAUACCAUUCGACCCAAAGUUCAUCACAUACCCUUUUGACCAGCACAGGUUUGUGCAGUACAAAGCCACCUCACUGGAGAAACAGCAUAAACAUGACCUGCUCACAGAGCCAGACCUGGGAGUUACCAUCGAUCUCAUCAACCCAGACACAUAUCGCAUAGACUCUAGCAUUGUGCUGGACCCUGCGGAUGAGAAGCUUCUAGAAGAGGAAAUUCAAGCUCCCACAAGCUCAAAGAGGUCCCAGCAACAUGCUAAAGUGGUCCCAUGGAUGAGGAAGACUGAAUACAUUUCCACAGAGUUUAACAGAUAUGGAGUCUCCAAUGACAAAGUGGAGGUCAAGAUUGGUGUGUCAGUCAAACAGCAGUUCACGGAAGAGGAGAUCUACAAGGACAGAGACAGUCAGAUUGCUGCUAUUGAGAAGACCUUUGAGGAUGCACAGAAAAAUAUUACGCAGCACUACAGUAAACCAAGGGUUACUCCUGUGGAGGUGUUGCCAGUUUUUCCUGAUUUUAAGAUGUGGAUAAACCCGUGUGCUCAGGUCAUCUUUGACUCUGACCCAGCUCCUAAAGAUGUGUCAGGCCCUGUUGGUGUAGAGAUGAUGUCCCAGGCUAUGAUCAGGGGGAUGAUGGAUGAGGAGGGAAACCAGUUUGUGGCCUACUUCCUACCCAAUGAGGAAACGCUGCGCAAGCGAAAGAGAGACCUGGAGGAGGACAUGGACUACAUGCCUGAUGAGCUGUAUGACUAUAAGAUAGCACGGGAAUACAACUGGAAUGUGAAGAACAAGGCUAGUAAAGGCUAUGAAGAGAACUACUUCUUCAUUUUCCGAGAUGGAGACGGUGUCUACUACAAUGAGCUGGAGACCAGGGUGCGUUUAAGUAAGAGGCGUGCGAAGGCUGGAGCUCAGUCCACCACCAAUGCCGUGCUGGUCUGCAAACACAGAGACAUGAAUGAGAAAGAGCUGGAAGCACAGGAAGCCCGCAGGGCUCAACUGGAGAACCAUGAGCCAGAAGAUGAGGAAGAGGACAUGGACAAAGACGCACAAGACUCAGGUGAUGAGAAAGAGAAAGUCAGUGAGAGUGAGAACUCGGGCAGUGGGUCUGACCGGGACGAAGAUGAGGAGGAGGAGGAGGAGGAGGAGGAGGAGGAGGAGGAGGGUGGCGAGGGUCGUGAAAGGAAGGCUAGUGGAAGUGGAGGCGAGAGUGGUGAUGAUCAGCAUGCUCGAGAUGAGGAAGAAAUCUUUGGCAGCGAUGACGAUGACAGUGCUGAUGAUGAGGAAGGGAGACGGAGCGUGAGUGAGGAUGAGGAAGGUGAGGGUGGGAGAAGGAGUGGCAGUGCCUCCCCAGUCCGCAGUUCCGAUGGUGGCCAGCAGAGUGGCAGCGACGCAGCAUCUGACUCGAGUGACCGCAGCGACAGCGAAUGAGGAGGUGCUGACGGCUGGGGGACUACAACUUGCAAAUGUCCUAACUGUCUGCUUUUGAAAAGUACAUGGUGCUCUGUUCAUGGUGGAACAGAGACGGACGACUGAAAAAUGGAUUUCUUUCAUUUGUUUCUUUACCACCACUUUUUUUUCCCCCAUAAAACAUAUUAUUUUCAUUCCAGACAUGAGUGUUUUAAUAGGUGGGGUCUAGUUGAUGAGGAGCUUAAUCAGUGGCUCACAGCUGAUCCAUGGCGCAUGAGGUAAAUCGGGUACAUUAGAGCAGGAUAAACUCAAAACCCAGCACCACACUCACAGAAUUACCGUCCUUACUCUGGGUGAUGAAUUUGAGUUUUCAUCCCAAAGCUCUUUUCUAGAUUCCAGGAUCAGAUUUUGAUUUGUAUGUACUAAUGAUUUUACAGUUCUAUAGCCUACGGUAGGUGAUUGAAGAUCAGUCCACCUAGUUCUCUCUUCUUGCUGUUUCUGUCAUUUUGUUUGAUGAAAUGGCAAUGUUGCACCUCUUUCAGCACAACUGAUGAAACCGAAGAAUCUUUGUCCAACACUUUUGCAAACACGUGGGGAAUUAUUGUGGGGUUUUCAGUGUUUAUGAUCAGAUCAUUAUGACCUAAUAUGUGGAAUACUUUGUUUUAAUAGUGGUAGAGAAACAUCUCAUCACAGUCAAUAUCUUCUGUAAAUAAAGACUUUAUUUUUAAGUC
Electrophorus electricus (electric eel) is the source of this 2425-nucleotide messenger RNA. It is a transcript of the gene paf1, whose product is annotated as PAF1 homolog, Paf1/RNA polymerase II complex component. Gene Ontology annotation, cellular component: Cdc73/Paf1 complex. Gene Ontology annotation, molecular function: RNA polymerase II complex binding; chromatin binding. The record is from RefSeq and is a predicted model, not a curated record. NCBI's taxonomy places the organism in Eukaryota, Metazoa, Chordata, Actinopteri, Gymnotiformes, Gymnotidae. Gene Ontology annotation, biological process: transcription elongation by RNA polymerase II.